Colletotrichum higginsianum IMI 349063 is the source of this 1503-nucleotide messenger RNA. RefSeq names its product FAD binding domain protein. Bases 1 to 1503 code for a protein of 500 amino acids. The record is from RefSeq and is a predicted model, not a curated record. Gene Ontology annotation, molecular function: FAD binding. The transcript has a single exon. Lineage: Eukaryota; Fungi; Ascomycota; Sordariomycetes; Glomerellales; Glomerellaceae.
AUGGCCACCCAAGAGACAAAGCGACAGGUCAUCAUCGUUGGAGGUGGCAUCACAGGCCUUACCUUGGCCCUGAUGCUGCAAAAUCUAGGCGUCGACUAUUUGCUUCUCGAGGCGUACGGCACGGUAACGCCCAACGUUGGAGCGAGCAUCGGUCUCUUCCCCAACGGAUUGCGGGUGCUCGAUCAGCUGGGCUGCUACGAAGACAUUCUGAGUAAGGCACAACCGGUUGAGGAGAUGAUCACCCGAGACAGUGCCUCUGGAAAGCGCAUCAUGACCCGCAAGACAAGAGCUCUCAUCACCCAUCGUCACGGGUACCCAAACAUGUUCAUGGAGCGCUAUGAGCUUAUAUGCGUGUUACAUCAGCACUUGAAAGAGAAGGAUAGAAUUCUCGUCAACAAGAAGGUGAAGCGGGUGGAGAGCUUGGAGGAUGGAGCCCUGGUGUACACCACGGACGGCUCAGUGUUUGAAAGCCAGGUUGUCGUGGGCGCAGACGGUGUGCGCAGCACAAUCCGGCAGGAGAUGUGGAGGAACGCGGACGACAACAACGACUCGGCCGCGAUCCCUUCGGUCGACAGAGGCAACAUCCCCUGCGAGCACGCCUGCAUCUUUGGCACGGCGAAACCGACGCCGGGUGUGGCGGCCGGCGAGGUCGUCGGCGCAAGCGGCGACGGUACCGUAGCCGGCUGCAUGGGCGGACCCGGCGGAGAGGUGUUCGUGUUCUGGUUCUGGACGCUGCCCGAGUCUCGGCGGUCAUGUCCGAUCGACGACAUCCCGCGCUUCGGUGACGAAGACAAGCGACGCGAGUUCAAGCGCGGCGCCGACGCCCUCGUGGCCGACAACGGCCUGCGCUUCCGCCAAGUUGCGGACAACCUGGAGUACAGCGGCGUCACUGCCCUUCCGCACUUUGUGAUGCGGCGGUGGCACUACGGACGGAUCAUCAUCAUCGGCGACGCCGCCCACAAGUUCAACCCCCUCGUCGGCCAGGGCGGCAACAGCUGCAUCGAGUCGUGCGCCUCGCUCGCCAACGCCCUACGGGAACAAAACCUCGCCGGCCGUGCGUCUUGGGAGCUGCCCAGGCUCACCGAGGCUUUCGUCGCCGUCGAGAGCCAGCGCGUCGAGCGUCUCGCCGACAUGGUUGAGAAGUGCCAGGAGGCCAUGCGCGCCUCCGCCUGGAACACGUGGAAGGGCCGCCUGAUACACAAGUACCUCGCGCCUCUUCUGCCGAUAGCCACGUGGCUCAACUUCUACAGCGAACAGAUCGCCGGUGGCCUGAGUUUGAACGGCGCCAGCCCCCCGUCAUCAGACCACGCGUGGCCAUACAGCGACGAAAAGAAUGUGGAGGACAAAGAAUCCGCGCCGAGAAGAACCAGCAUUUCUGCCACGUUGCCCGUCGCUGCUAUCACUGCCUUGUUGUUGGCUAGAGUGCUCCAUCAACAGAGCUUGCUUGGGGGCUCAGCGCUCUUCUCUCGAAUGAUGGGAGCGGUUUCGGGUUAUUGGCAAUAA